Messenger RNA from Cydia splendana, 2997 nucleotides. It is a transcript of the gene Atox1, whose product is annotated as copper transport protein ATOX1. Gene Ontology annotation, molecular function: copper chaperone activity; metal ion binding. The transcript is spliced from 2 exons. The coding region runs from base 147 to 365 and encodes 72 amino acids. Gene Ontology annotation, biological process: copper ion transport. Gene Ontology annotation, cellular component: cytosol. The record is from RefSeq and is a predicted model, not a curated record. Lineage: Eukaryota; Metazoa; Arthropoda; Insecta; Lepidoptera; Tortricidae.
CAGUGAUGACGUUGACGUUCAUAAUAGUUCAAUUCCUUCAACAAGUCUGAUAAAUAUUAUCCUAAUUAUUCCAAAUCCAAGUAUAGUCUCACCAUAAAAUCGACAAGUGUAAAAAUUCAAGCUCUAUAAAUUGGAAGCAAAAUAUAAUGUCGUCGACUCAUAUUUUCAAUGUAGAAAUGACUUGCGAAGGCUGCUCUGGAGCAGUGGAGAGAGUCCUCAACAGGCUCAAGGGCCAAGGGGUAGACGCUGUGGCCAUUAGCUUGCCAGAACAGAAGGUUUCUGUAACCUCAACCCUUAGUGCAGAUCAGCUACUAGAAGUCAUUAAAAAAACGGGCAAAAAGACUACAUAUGUUGGAACACAGUAACUGCAAAUAAUCAGAACCGUAAAACGCGACUGCCUAGAUAAGAGUUAUUUGUUAAACCAGGGGCAGGGGGGGGCUGGCUCCUACAUACUUAUGUUUCUUACAUUUUGUUACACUUGAUAAAAAAUUAAAAAAAAGGUCAUUACAGAUUUUUUUUGUAAAAAGUUAUUGUUUUCAAUGCUCAUCAAGUGCAUCAUAAGCAUUUUAUAGAACAGAUUCACUAUUUCAGUUAUUAAGGAAACAAAAUUAAAUACCUAGUAUUUAUAUCUUCACCCUAAUCAAUUAAACCUUGUAAUAAUAGCAUAUAAACAUAGUGGGAAUUAAAUAUAUAUACAAAUGUUUUUUUAAAAGGUUUAUUCUAAGUACAAAAAUUGCAGCAUUCUAAAGCCCCCUCCUCACUCGUGCGCGAAUCGCGGCGCGAAGCCGCGAACGCGAGUGUGGCGUCGAUUUUCGCAGACAGCGAAAUCGACUCCACACUGACGUUCGCGGCUUCGCCCGCGAUUCACGCACAUAGUCUGGAGAGGGCUUAAGGUAAUCAACCUGUUGAAUGGUUUAGUACCUCUGUAUAGCUAGUACUGCAGUAAGUACACAUGUUUCACUUGAUAUAUAUGUACAUAUAUAUUCUUUUUAAAUUAGAAUUUCCCAAUCAUGCAAAAAGUAUGUUAUAAGUUUUUCAUCACACUUGCUCAAAAAAGACCUUAUUUCAUGCAGGUGUACUGACAAAGGCCUAUAUUGUUCCCGCAGGAGUUAUGAAUGUGAAAAAAAAAGCUUUAACUCCCUAGGAAGUCCUAGCUUUUUUUUAUAAUAAUGUCACUAAUUCAUACUAAGUAUUAGGAAUAACUAAGUUUUACUUUUAAAAUACUGAUGUUUAUAAUUGAAAAUUUUGUUUAAUUAAAAUAUGUACUUAAUUCAAUAGCAGUCUAUAAUAUUAUUACACAAUUAUCAAUUGUAGCUGAAUGCCGGAUGGGACUGGAUUCAAUGUUUGAAAUGUUUCUUCUGGGGAAUUCUUAAUGGGGAAGAAUUAUUUUACUUAAAAUUAAGUUUUUUUUUGCAAGUGUGAUGAAAGACAUUGUGUUUAACUCAAGGAAGUAUAUUGCAAACUCGAGUCUUUAAUUCACUCCAGCUAGAGGCUGUCGUGAAUUAAAACCCUCUUUUCACUUACCCCCAUCUUUGCACAAUGUACUAUUGUCAGUUAACCGAUUCGUUGCGUGUUCCAUUUUCGAAAACUUUUGGCUGUGGCUGCGAACAAUUAUUUCUUGACACGACAGGCGUGCCUUACGCCAUAGAAUAUGCUGGCCAAAGAAUAUAAUACUCACUAAUGCUGGCACGCCUACCGUGUCAUACGCCACACGUUAAAAACAUUGAUGACACGCCUGUCGUGCCAUCCGCACCAAAUCGGUUAACAUGUGAUGUGACCAAUACAUUUUUUAUAAAAAACUCAAAAAGUUAACCUUUUCGCUGCCAUGUCAAUGAAGUAAUAAAAUGUCAUCAAAGCCAUGUGAAACAUUGCACAUAGACAACCCGUAUAACAUAUCAAGUUGUGGUGUGUGGGACACGAAAUGUACUGACUUUAUAUCAAAUCAAUGGCGGCGAAAAGGUUAAGACAAAUUAGUGACAACUCAGAAAUGCAUAAUUUGCAAAUAACAAAAAGUGCCUGUAUUUUAAUUAAGUAUGAAUUUUAUUUGGUUGUAAAUAUGUACUACUGCACAGACGUAGAUUUGACCGAUUUAGGCGGCCAAUAUUAUUUUAGGGUUUAUAUUAGUUCAAAAUGGGAUAAAACAUUAUAAAACGUGAUUUUAUAUUAAAGACAAUUAUAUUUUAUCAAUUUAAAAAAAUAAAAAAAUUAAAAACAGGUAAAUUUUGCUCUUGUAUUUACUCUAAAAUAUAUUUUCGAGUGAGAACUUUUCUCCCCGAAGCACUAGGUUUACCUACCUGUAAAAAUAAUAUAUUUUUUUAAUCAAUUUAAACGAAAAGGAAUUUUCUUUGAAAGCGUCUAAGUCCGGAAGUUGCGGCUAGUUGCGGCUAAUUUUGUAAACAACAUAAAGAGGAAUAAGCAUUCUAUUCAAAUAUAUACAAUACACUACAGGGACGCACCCUGAAGUACAACAAAAAGACGUUUGAAAAACCAAAUCUAUGAAAAAAACAACAUUUUGUGAAAGGUCAUAUUUAACUGGCUCAAAAUAUAUGAUAAACGUCAAAAAUAUAAUAUCAAAUGAUUUAAAUAUAUAAAUUCUUCCCUGAGUAACUGGAUUCCAUCAAUAAAACUUUAUGAAAAUACCAGAAAAAAAAUAUAUACACUUUGGAAAACAUGUAACUUUUAGGAGCGUCGAGAACAGAAACGUGCGCUCUGAGCGAUAGUCAAAGUUCGACUGCCUGUUGUGCGGCUCAGGUUUGACGAUAAGGAGUGGGGAGGGUACCACAAUAUACCUGGGUCUAUAGGCUACCCCCACGUGAUAUUUUUUUAUCAAUAGGUUGAUUUUUGCAAAAUCGACUUUUGGCCGCCUAAAUCCGUCAAAUCUACGUCUGUGUACUGUUAGUUCAGAUAUUUCCUUGUGACAAAGAUAUUUGAGACAUAUAUAAAACUAGUUGUUUAUUUUUUUUACAGUAUUUUAAGAAAUAUAUUUUUUUAAUAUAA